CCCGCCGCCGCUCCCUCCAACCACCUCCUCCUCCUUCCGAUGGGUCGCUGGAUCCUUCGGCCACCCCAUGGACUUCGCCUGGAACGUGGGCUGGGAGGCGGCGGUGCCAGCCUGCAACGCCAACCCCGACCCCGACCAACCCGGUGCCGUAGGAGGUGGAGGCGAAGUCCAUGAUGCUGGUCUCUGGGCCGCGCGUCGCCGUCUCCGGGCCGAGGCGAGCCGACUGCCACGCAGGUCGUGCUCUCCGCCGUGUCAAGCUACCGUCCUUCGCUGGUCUUGUCAUGGAUUAGAGAGAGCGCGGGCGGGCGGUAGAGGAGGGUGGCGGGCGCUGACGUCGCAGUCGAGGGGGAGCAGGGCUGCCGGACCUCGCACGGAUGCGCAGUCGGAGGGACGGCUGGAGGAGAGUAGGAGGUAGGUACGCUGGGAUAGGGUGAUGUCGCCGGCGACGGCAGGGCCAGUCGGCCGGAGCUGGAUUGAUCCGGAGGCGCUCAACAAGAGAGGCGGACAGCGGACCGAUGGAGAAGGGAUCGGCAUCGGGCAGCUCGAAGACCCAAAACGGUUGCCUCAUCAUCUACCUCACCGUCUCUCCUCCAGUACGCGGAUGCUCUGCUCGACCUCUUCCUCGUCAUGGCUGCUCAACAAAAUAAGCAGGAGCAGCCGGUGCAGCCGAGCGUCCGCCUUAGGCUUCAGCAGGACAUGGCGUUCAACGGUGGAUGCAGGCGGCCUAUGCCAAGCUGGUGCGGGCGGGCUGCUGUCGUUCAUCUACCCCACGCUGCAGCUGCUGCGGCACGGCGUCCGGCUAUUCGGCGACCAGGACCUGCAGAGCAAGGUUGGCCUGCUCAUCGACUAUGUUGGGGAUCAGGAUCUAAUCUCUCCCAUGGCGGUCGGCGGCGCUCUGGCCGUGGAGGCCUGCUCCUCAUGCUCCUCCUCUGGAUCUAAUUCUUGAUUCUUGCGUCGGUCUGAACUGUGCGAUUUACGUUUCGUCAGAGGUCUGUUCUUGGGAUUCUGGUGCUGUUGAUCUCGUCAAGGGCCUCAUCUGCUUUCUUUCAUCUUGUGAAGGGUUUCUUUUCUACGGUUGGUGUCAGCAGUCAGCUCAUCUCCUGGUUCAUCGUCCAGUAUUUGCACUCCUCUGAUCAACUUGCUAAGGAUUUCCUAAUGGAUCCUGUACACAUUCCACCAAGGGUUAUUUUGGAUGCUAUGCUGAACACACUCUAUAGCUCCCAAAAGCUGUGUACUACACCCAGCCUACAGGAGACAUUGGUAUAGAGACUGAUUGAGUAUUAUCCAUCUCUGCAGCACUUGCCAAAGAGCACUGUCAAGAGAUUUGUUUGUCAGUCUGAGUCAUCUUGCUACUUUUGCAGGUUUAUUUGCAUAUGAAAUCACCAGAAUUUUCGCCAUGGCUCUGGUUCUUGACAUGGUGCUUAAAAGCACUCAUCCCAUCCUGAUUAUUCGCAUACAGUUUUUUGUUUUUGUUUUUACUGAUUCACUUCUAUCGACAUUUUUUAUGUCCCUUUUUAUGACCAGCUUGGCCAUUUGGUCUGGAUGGAGUCAUUCAACAAAGAAUUUGAGAAUGCUUUAUCUUUCAUGCAAUAGUUGCGGACAAUUGUUCUUGGUUUUUCCUGUAGUAGUUGAUAAUCAGUCUGAACAAUAGUAGAUUAGUAAAUAGCA
Molecule: messenger RNA, 1668 nt
Organism: Triticum urartu
Lineage: Eukaryota; Viridiplantae; Streptophyta; Magnoliopsida; Poales; Poaceae
Source: RefSeq, a predicted model, not a curated record